This is a messenger RNA of Halteromyces radiatus, 727 nucleotides long. Its product is annotated as histone H3. The record is from RefSeq and is a predicted model, not a curated record. Bases 52 to 462 code for a protein of 136 amino acids. The transcript has a single exon. NCBI's taxonomy places the organism in Eukaryota, Fungi, Mucoromycota, Mucoromycetes, Mucorales, Cunninghamellaceae. Gene Ontology annotation, molecular function: protein heterodimerization activity; DNA binding; structural constituent of chromatin. Gene Ontology annotation, cellular component: nucleosome.
CUUUUUCUUUUUUUUCCAACUUUAUACUUUUUUUUUUGAAUAAUAAUAAUAAUGGCUCGUACCAAGCAAACUGCUCGUAAAUCUACUGGUGGCAAGGCCCCUCGUAAGCAAUUGGCUACCAAGGCUGCUCGUAAGUCUGCUCCUACUACUGGUGGUGUCAAGAAGCCUCAUCGUUACAGACCCGGUACUGUUGCUCUUCGUGAAAUUCGUCGUUACCAAAAGUCUACUGAAUUGUUGAUUCGCAAGUUGCCUUUCCAACGUUUGGUUCGUGAAAUUGCUCAAGACUUCAAGACUGAUUUGCGUUUCCAAUCUUCUGCCAUUGGUGCCUUGCAAGAAGCCUCUGAAGCUUACCUUGUCUCCCUCUUUGAAGAUACCAACUUGGCUGCUAUUCACGCCAAGCGUGUCACUAUUCAACCCAAGGAUAUCCAAUUGGCUCGUCGUCUCCGUGGUGAACGUUCUUAAACAAAAUCAUCUCAUUCCUUUUUUUCAAUCAUCAUCAUCAUCAUCAACCAACAAUCAACAAUCAAUCACGUUAUUCAACUUCUCAUCAUUAGUUAUAGCAUGAAGUGUUUGUUUUCUGUACAGUUUCUUUAGUUUUUUUUUUUUCUUCCUCCUUUACCUCCUACCCUAUUUUUCUCCUUUUACUCCUUAUCUGUAUGUAUUUCCUCCUUUUACCUUUUUUUUAUUACAAUCAUCAAUAAAAAAUGAAUUCUUUUGAUAAUCUUUA